GCACUCGAUCGAUUGUAACCCUCUACGAACAGACUCUACAUCUCGCUCGGGAGGGAAGGGUAGGUGUGAAGGCUGUGGGAUGACAUGCAGAGGAGAUAGGGAUGACCUCCAAAGCUCGGAACACGAGACAAAUAUCAAAACAGGGUUGUUGCGUAAGGAGUACAUAAGGUCAGUGAAUAAAUGUACAGGAUGAACUCGUGCAUUAACCACAUAAGCGUAUUACAUAGUUCUAACCACUGACUGUAUAUUAUAGUUCGUAACAAUCCUUCAGUUCCUCGUAUUUAUACUACAAGUUCGGUUUAGAUUUAACGGGAUCAAUGCCAUAAAAAAAAAAACAAGAAAAAAAAACCUGUACGUUUUCUUCCCUCAACGUCCUUGUAUCUCUGGGUAUAUAACAGAUAAAAACUGGGUUAGUUCUAACUGCUGAUAGACUGGAUGCUUUUUAACAGCACACGGGAACGGUUAGUAUAUAUAUAAAUCUAUAUAUAUUGAUCGGUCUGAAGGGAAAGUCACAUUAGAUUCGGAGUUUACUGGAACUGUCGAGUACACGGUGGUCUAGUCAGGGUUUUGUUGUUGUUGUUGUUUGUUUUUAUCCGUUUGAAUACUACUUCCAACAUCAUGGAGAAGAUCCAGUCAUACCAACUCAUUAUUUUCACUACGAUGUUCAUAGGAUAUGCGUGCUACGCUUACAACAGGAAGAGCGUAUCGUUUGCUAUGCCUAAGUUAAUGGAAGAAGGACUGAGUAAAAACGAAGCAGGUCUCAUCGCCAGCAGCCAGAACUUGGCUUACGCUAUCAGCAAAUUUCUGGGCGGAAUUUUAUCUGACAGAAUCAGUUCGAAGCUUCUGUUUUCUUCCGGACUGGUUCUGAGUGGACUAGCUACCCUGGGGUUCUCCGGGUCAGGAUCCUUACUGGCUUUCGCCGCUCUGUGGUUCAUUAACGGCUUCGCUCAGGGCGCGGGCUGGCCUUCCUGCGCAAAGGUUCUGCGCAAGUGGUACUCCCCCGACCAGUUUGGAACUUGGUGGAGCAUACUCUCAGCAAGUGCGAACAUUUCUGGGGGGAUUUCUCCCUUUGUUUCAGCUUUCCUUAUUGUCAAUUACGGCUGGAGGUUCAGCCUUAUAAUAGCAGGUACGAUUUCCAUCGUGUUGGGGAGCAUUUCUAUAUUUACGAUUGUCAACUCACCAAGUGACGUGGGACUUCAAAGUGGGGCGGAAGUAGACGGAAAGAAGAAUGAUGGUACAGAUCAACAGAAUCAAACAGCGACGUUUGUAGAUCUUCUUCGCAGCCCUUUUCUUUGGUUAGUUUCCUUCAGUUACAUGGUCGUCUUCUGUGCCAAGACCAGUGCUGUAGAUUGGGGUCAACUUUUUCUCAUCGAGGACAGGGGUCACUCUCAGUACGUAGGCAGUGCUUUUACUAGCAGCGUCGAAUCUGGUGGAUUUUUUGGCGGUGUUAUUGCUGGUUACCUGACUGACUGGGUACUUAAACGAAGUGUGAAACAGGGUAAAAAGGGACGAGGAAACAUCCGGAUGCCAGUAGCUAUUGCUUUUAUGAUUGGUGUGAUGAUCUGUCUACACUUAUUACAAUUCUUUGUCUCAGACACGUCGUCUAAGUUUUGGAUCACGUCGAUAGGGUUUGUGCUAGGAGCAUGCCUCUACGGUCCAAUAGCAAUUUUUGGAGUUGUAGCCACGGAGUCAGCUCCCUCCCAUCUGAGUGGAAGUUGUCAUGCUAUAGUCGCUUUGGCUGCCAAUGUUGGGGCAAUAACGUCUGGCUUACCAUUCAGCUACAUUGCUAAGCAUUACAAUUGGGCAGCCAUCUUUCUUCUGUUGGAAAUCAUUUCUGGUGUCACAGCAGCCAUCAUGUUUGUCACGAGGAAUCUCAACUCAGCUAUUGGUCACGUGAAGCGAGACUGAGGCAACUUGUGGGGACUAGGAAGAGAUCGGAAUACCUUGUGGGGGACUUAGGACUAGAAUUUUAAUUUUUGCAGUUAAGGAGGAUGCGACAAAUGAUUGAGAGCAAUAAUAAUUUAAUAUAAAACUUAAUACAGAUUUCAAGCUCAGUUAUAAAGUAACUUUGUUUUAGUCUAAAUGUACUGCUUAUAAAAAUUUGCUGCCAUAUCUCGAGUAAUGUAUAAAAUGAAAUGCCAUUUUUUAAGCCUGAAUUUACUGGAAUAUAACAUUGACUGGUAUAUCUCGAGCAAUAUAUAUAUAUAUAUAAAUAAAAUGGUUGUUAAGCCUAAA
Messenger RNA from Limulus polyphemus (Atlantic horseshoe crab), 2235 nucleotides. RefSeq names its product glucose-6-phosphate exchanger SLC37A4-like. The record is from RefSeq and is a predicted model, not a curated record. Gene Ontology annotation, molecular function: glucose 6-phosphate:phosphate antiporter activity. Lineage: Eukaryota; Metazoa; Arthropoda; Merostomata; Xiphosura; Limulidae. Gene Ontology annotation, cellular component: endoplasmic reticulum membrane. Bases 619 to 1908 code for a protein of 429 amino acids. The transcript is spliced from 9 exons. Gene Ontology annotation, biological process: glucose-6-phosphate transport; phosphate ion transmembrane transport.